AUAUAACCCGAUCAUAGGCUGUACUCCGGACUCAGUUGAUUGCCGGAAUUCGUAAGCAAUGGAUCGUUGGCAGAAUCGCGUGGCCGUAAUCAGUGGCGCCAGUUCCGGAAUCGGAGCAGCCUGUGCCCGGCUUUUGGUGGCCGCCGGUCUCCAAGUCGUGGGCCUGGCCAGACGUACCGAUCGCCUCGAGCAGCUGCGCCAAUCCUUGCCGGAGGAGCAGCGGAAACGCUUCCAUCAGCACAAAUGCGAUGUGUCGCAGGAGUUGCAGGUGGACACUGCCUUCGAGUGGAUCGAAAAGGAGCUGGGCGGCAUCGAUGUGCUGAUCAACAAUGCGGGCAUCGUGCUGGGUGGCCAGCUGAUCGAUAUGCCCACCAAGGACAUCAACAACAUCCUGCAGACGAAUCUCAUGGGCAGCAUUUACUGCACCAAGUUGGCCGCCGGCAGCAUGAGACGCCGCCAAGUGGCUGGACACCUGAUCUUCGUGAAUAGCACGGCCGGAGUGGCUGGCUAUAAGCCGGAUCCGGCGGAUGAGAGCCUCAACGCGUACACGCCCAGCAAAUUUGCCCUGACUGCCGUCCAGGAGAUCUGCAGACAGGAGCUGAUCAAUCAAGGAUCAAAGAUCAAGACCACGAGCAUCAAUCCCGGCUGGGUGGCCACCGAGAUCGUUCCGGACGAGACGAAGGCCAAGCUGGGCGAGGUGAUCCUCCAGGCGGACGACGUGGCCCAGGCUGUACUGUACGCCCUAUCCACGCCGCCGCACACACAGGUGGAGCAGAUAACGCUGAGGGCGGUGGGCGAGUACUUCUGAUAGCCCGACAACACAACGCAGCCCCAGAGAUUAGGCCAUCGACUUGCAGUGGAACAGUAAAAAUCAAAUAAAGGCGAACGACCCGACACACAUGA
Molecule: messenger RNA, 903 nt
Organism: Drosophila simulans
Lineage: Eukaryota; Metazoa; Arthropoda; Insecta; Diptera; Drosophilidae
Product: farnesol dehydrogenase
Exons: 2
Coding region: 59-808 (249 amino acids)
Source: RefSeq, a predicted model, not a curated record